AUGACACGCCAUGUCAUGCCCUGGAAUCCUAGUUUCACUCUCUUCGCUGACCUGCCAACCCAAAUACGCCUGAUGAUAUGGGAAGCCGCCAUACCUGAAGAGGUACAUCCUCGGUCAAAGAUAUUCGCGAUUUGGGGAGACAAACCUGCAACUACACCUCGAGCGAUAGCAAAUAUACGUCUCCUAGCCUGCUGUCACGAAUCACGUCACCUUGCUGAGAAGAAUGGAAUUUUCGUACCAUUAAAGAGACUUCCACCGGUCCAAGGACCGCCAAGGCUUGUCUGGAUAGAUCGCAAUGUCGAGAUUGUAUCCAUCCCUUUCGAACCGAUCUUUCUCGACAGGAUCAUCCGUCUUCCACCGAAUGUCACAACCCUAGCCGACACGAUCGGUAAUAUCUACAGCCCUCUUAGUGAAGAGACUGCCGGAAAAUACAUCCAGAAAUGGCGAAACGAUCGUGUUGUUGAUAUUGAUACGUUUUACUUUGGCCUUGAUGACCAACUUCCUAUGUACGUAUUUCAACCGCCUGAAUCAUUGACUGCCGAAGACCUGCUAAUGAAUAUCUCGCAACUAGUGACUAUAAGGAAAACAGGGAUUCGAGGAGAGUCCACGUGUCAUCACGGAGGUAUGGAGGUAUUUGUAUCAUAUGGCCCAGAUGGUCUCAGGACUAGUUAG
Molecule: messenger RNA, 672 nt
Organism: Fusarium verticillioides 7600
Lineage: Eukaryota; Fungi; Ascomycota; Sordariomycetes; Hypocreales; Nectriaceae
Exons: 1
Coding region: 1-672 (223 amino acids)
Source: RefSeq, a predicted model, not a curated record